This is a messenger RNA of Octopus bimaculoides (California two-spot octopus), 2572 nucleotides long. RefSeq names its product heterogeneous nuclear ribonucleoprotein A1. Gene Ontology annotation, molecular function: mRNA 3'-UTR binding. NCBI's taxonomy places the organism in Eukaryota, Metazoa, Mollusca, Cephalopoda, Octopoda, Octopodidae. Gene Ontology annotation, cellular component: catalytic step 2 spliceosome. Gene Ontology annotation, biological process: mRNA splicing, via spliceosome. The record is from RefSeq and is a predicted model, not a curated record.
GCGAUGUGGCAAUCACGUGGCAAUCACUCGCUGAUUGGCCUCUCCCCAUACCACGUGCAGAGGUUCUGUAGUUGGAGAAGGAAGUAGAGAAUUGUUAGAGAAGUUAGAUUAAUCGCUAGUCACAAUAUUAUCAAAAUGCCUGAGUUUAAUUAUUCUCGAAAUAAAAAUCUUAAAACCAAAGCGAGCACCGGUCAUUCUAUUGAUCUGAAAAAAAGGUACAGAGAUACAGGAAUGGGGAAGAUGAAAAGUUUUGUAAAUUGUUUAUUGGUGGUCUAAACUACAGCACAACUGAAGAAGGCUUAAAGAGCCAUUUUGAACAAUGGGGUGAAAUAGUUGACUGUGUUGUAAUGAGAGAUCUAACCACUAAAAGGUCCAGAGGGUUUGGCUUUGUCACUUAUAAAACUGAAGAUAUGUUGGAUGAAGCACAAAAGCACCGUCCCCACAAAGUAGAUAACAGAGAGGUUGACACCAAAAGGGCUAUUCCUCGUAGUGAAGCUGAUGAAUCUCAAGCUGCUGUGAAGAAAAUGUUUGUUGGUGGCCUGAAGGAAGGUACCACUGAAGAUGAAAUCAAAGAGCGAUUUGAAAAUUAUGGUACAAUUGAAAAAAUAGAGUUAAUUAAAGACAAAGCUACUGGAAAGCAGAGAGGAUUUUGUUUUGUCACUUACAAUGAUCCUGAUGCAGUUGAUAAAUGUGUUUUGAGAAAACGCAUUCAGUUAAAUGGAAAAGUGGUUGAAGUGAAAAAAGCUGUAUCAAAAACUGAAAUAGAGAGAGCUGGUCGAGGUGGUAUGCGUGGAGGUUCUGAUUAUGGUAUGCGUGAUAAUUUUGAUGAUAACUAUGGUGGUGGUGGUAACUGGAACAUGGGUGGUGAAAACAACUGGGGUAACUCAGGUGGUUAUCCAAACCAAGGUGGUGGCUGGAACCAAGGUGGUCAAGGUGGCUGGAACCAAGGAUUUGGUCAAGGCAACAACACUGGGUGUUAUGGUGGCAAUUUUAAUCCUCGAGGCAACUUCAAUAAUAAUUUCAGGAGUGGAGAUUAUGGUAAUGAUGGAAACAAUUGGAAUAACCCCCCCAAUUUUGGAACUGGCUAUGGAGGGAGUGGCAAUGCUGGCCCAAUGCGUGGUGGCAACUACUCUCAGCGAUCAAGUGGACCUUAUGGAGGUGGCUAUGGAGUUGGUGGUGGUGGUGGUGGUAUGGGUUAUAACAGACGGUAACUUCAUUAUUUCCUAUCAUUAUAACUUAGGUAUGGUUAAAUGUGGAACUGAUUCAUCAAAGCAUCUUCUCUAUCAAAAUGCUGACCAACUGGAGUACUUACUCUUGACCUGCUGAUUUAUUUGUUCUUUUUUUUUUUUUUUUUUUUCUACAUGAUUCAGAGAACCCCCAAGUUACACCAGACAGCUGCAAAAUAUACCAUCCUAAUUAAACUAAACCAUAAAAUUGAAAAAGGGAAAAAAAAAAAUAUUCAUAGACUGUUUCUUUUUAUAUUGUAAAUAUCAGUUUCAUAAAAAGAAAAAUUAGGUUGAAGAUUUCAAAAACCUCACAUUUUGUACAAGUCUUAAGAUUGUGCUUACUCUUAUCUUUGCUACAUUGUCAUGGUUGGUAUUCUACUUUUAAGACCAAACUGUUUUUUUUAGAUGGUAUUGCUAAAGACAUUUAUUGUAUGGGUAACAAUAAAAAACAAACAACAAAAGAUAAACAACCAUCUCAUUUCUUACUUCAUAAAUAUCCAUACAAUUCUUUCAACCACUCCUAAUGCUAAUUUGUUUCACCUUCUGCACUUACACAUUCCUGCCAUCCAAAUUCAAUUAGCCUUGAUAAAAAUCAAGGCUGUUAAUAAAAUAAUCUUAUUUCAUGACUUCUCUUCAUUUUAUGUCAAAAGAAAAGGGGGGAAAAAAAAAAAAAGAAAGAAACCCCAGCUAAAUACAUAUAUCUUAAAUAUAGAUUGCUUUAGGAAAUUUUUCUCACUGUCCAGCUUCUAGAUAUAGGAAGUUAAUGGCAUACAAAAUUUGUAAAAAGCUGGAUAUAAAAAAAUUUUAAUUUCUACUUUUCUUUUCUGCAAAUUAUUUAACUAUUUCACAGCUAUUUUAUCACUUUUAUAUUUGAACUAAAAGUUUUAAAUGAAGCUCUUGCAGUGGUAUGAGAUUUUUCAUUUGUCCAAAAAAUUUCUAAACACUUGUAUGAUGAAAGUUGGACUGCAGUUUUUGCGCUGUCCUUUCUUCUUCAGCUUGACAUUUCUCUAAGAUCCAUUUAUUCACAUCUUGUGCCAUAACUUCAUCUUAAUUUCACAUUGGUAUAACUUGAAAAAUUUUCACCCAUUAAAUUGUUUAGUGAUGAACUGUUCAAUUCCAUAACUCAUUUUGAAUUAGUGGAUCUUGCCUUGUGAAAUUCUGUUCAUUAAAUAAUAGAAAUGGUACAUUUUGUUUGGACUUGUUUUUCUUAAUUUUUUUUUUAUUUUAAUUUUUUUUUAUUUUUAUUAAUGUUGAUUUGCUUGGAUAUUGGUUUUUCCUUUAUAGAUUAGAUUGAACUGUAUAAAUUUUAAUGUUGAAUAAACAUGAAAUAAAAUUUUAGAUUUUUU